CACUCUUAAAAUAGGACAUUCUUCUUUACUCCCAACUCCCAUCUUAAUAUCUUAUUCUCACCAAACCUCACUUCUCUUUUCGUCACCAAAGGUCAGCGGAUCCUCUCCAGUGUCUCCGGCACGACGCUGUUCUAGAAGUAUAAAUCUGAAGAAGUGUUGAUCUAUGGCUUCGUUCCGAGCAUUCUUGAACAGUCCGGUUGGUCCCAAAACAACUCACUUUUGGGGACCUAUUGCAAACUGGGGAUUCGUUAUUGCAGGAUUGGUGGACAUGAACAAACCUCCGGAAAUGAUUUCUGGCAACAUGACUUCAGCAAUGUGUGUCUAUUCAGCAUUGUUCAUGAGGUUUGCAUGGAUGGUACAGCCACGCAAUUAUCUACUUUUGGCAUGCCAUGCUUCAAACGAAACUGUGCAGCUCUAUCAGCUCUCACGUUGGGCAAGAGCUAAUGGAUACUUAUCGUCAGAGAAGAAGGAGGAAGCCUCAACUCAGUAAUUUGAUGCAAGCUUCCUUUCCAUUUAAUUUUUUUUUGUGAUUUUUGUUGUUAUUUGGGCAGAGUUACUGCUAAGGUUUCAUAUUUGACAAGAUCAAACAAUUGGUAUUUAAUUCUGCUGCUAGUUGAAGCCUAACUCCGCUGAUCGAUGAGAGCAUCAUGAUUACAGGCACUGCAAUCUGAAUGUUUUUAUCAGAGCUCAAAAGGUGUAACUUAAUUGAUGUGGAACUGAUGGCUUUAAGAAGAAAUUAAAUGGUAAAUGGGUUAAAUACCAUACUGUGCUUUAGAAAUAAAGAGACCAAGGUCUAAACAGUCAUUGUAGUGGCAUGGUCUUUGUUGUGUAUAUGAUAAUAAUAUUUCAAUGAUUAAAUGAAUUUUCUAUUCGCCCUC
Messenger RNA from Pistacia vera, 878 nucleotides. Its product is annotated as mitochondrial pyruvate carrier 1. Lineage: Eukaryota; Viridiplantae; Streptophyta; Magnoliopsida; Sapindales; Anacardiaceae. Gene Ontology annotation, biological process: pyruvate import into mitochondria. The record is from RefSeq and is a predicted model, not a curated record. The transcript is spliced from 5 exons. Gene Ontology annotation, cellular component: mitochondrial inner membrane. The coding region runs from base 164 to 490 and encodes 108 amino acids.